CAAACUUUAUUAUGCUCCUCUAUUCGACUCUAUACAUACACACAUACCGCAUGCCCCAUGCCUUGUCCACCCUUAAAUAGCUGACCAUUUGUAGUGAAGUUGGUUUGUUACAGACCCACUGCAUCGAUUUUAAAAGCGUUAACAUGUGCUAAAGUUUCUUGUACCCAGAAUUUGGCUGGCACCAGCGACGUUGCAUUUCUCUUACCUACUGUGUGAAUAUACUUUUGAAUUUCUUAGGGUCGUAAAACGGCCCUUAGCCAAAUAAGCAUGCCGUUGUUUGUGUUAAUUUAGUUUUAACAUAAAGCAGUUAGUCGUUGGUGGACAUUGUAGCCGCUGACACGCACCCACUUUUUGCGGUAGUUGGACAAACAGGUGGAUAAAGUAUGAAUUUUGGUGUUGUGCAAGAAGCUUUAAGAUUUUUUAUACAAUAAAAUUCGUUAAAACAGGUGUGAUAGAGAUUUUAAAAGAUAUACAUCUUUGAAAUAAUUUAGAAGUAGGAAGUUUAAAGUAAAUUUGCAGAAAACAUGAUUCUGUAGUUUUAAAUGGACUCGUAAGAUUUGGUUUGGAGUAUUUUUAACGGUCGAUAUCUUUAAAAUAUUUGGUUCAAGUAAAUUUACUUUGUGAGCUGUAAGAGUGUUAUGAAAUGCACGGACCAUAUAUCUUUGAGUUGCAGUGCAGAUCCCCUUUUGUUAUCUACCUUUUGUGAAAACAUUCACUAUUUCAAUAAUGCAGCGAAGAACGCCAUUGCAAGGCUACAUCUAAGGCACUCGCUGCUCAAACUAAAACAUGCUGCUAGACUUAAAACACUUAUUAAAUAAAAAAAGAACAGCUGAGACUACACCUAUGAGAAAAUACCGUUAGCAACCGCUAGCUAGCGACCAACAACAGUUUAUGUUCAAAUUCACCGGCAAAACAAAAAAGAAACAAAUGUUUAUACCUAUUUACAUACAUACAUACAUUAAUGAAGUUCAAAGGGGAGCAGAGCAGUGUGACCCCAAAUUCUACUAACCAUUGUUGUCAACACAAACAUAUGAAAAAAUUUUCCAGCCUUUUCAAGCACAAGGUUGCGAUUACUAAUGAGAACAAAUAUAGUUCAGUUAUUUAAUAUCUUUAACUGAGUUUUAAAAUAUGUUUCGUAAGGGAUUUUUUGUUAAAAUAGAAAUUCAAUUGCAUGCGGUAAGUGGAAUAGUUAGUAAGAACAUAACGAUUAUAAUUAUUUGUGGAAAAGCUUAUUAUCUAUUUUUAAAAUUACUCACCCAGGUGACGUGUCCUGGCGUUUGGCUUUGUACGCAUGGUUAUCUAGAAGUGACCAUCAAAACAUUGGGCUACUUCUUCCGUACGGGCGCGAUGGAACCACGUUUUCCCCUACUUUGCCAUGACAAAUUUAGCAUGGAAGGCUACUUUAAGUCCGUCGGGUCACUAAGCGACCUAGAACGCGUGCUAUCCGCCGAACAAAUAGAGAUAACACUGUGGCAAAAUGGACGGCGCAUGGCUUACUUCUCGGGGAAGCUGGCCGACGUAAUGCAUUCGGAUAUACCUAAACUGACUUGUGAGCAUAAUAUAAAUGUGCAGUUGCUGAUGAAGGCGACACCUGCAUUUCCGGGAAUAAUUGCACCAAAAGUAGAACUAAGCGCUCAUGUAGGUGUAAAGGACCGUUUAUCACUUUCCACAGAGUUGAGCCAACGCGUAGGAAAAGCUUGUGGUAACUCAGGUUUACGUGAAUUGGAGUUUGAAGCUACACGGGUGCCUAAUCGCCAUUGUCAGCAGCAAACCUCGCCAGCUGGGAGCUGUUUCAGUUACUUGGAGGGGCGAAGGCGUCAAAGGCCCGUCUGUCAUACCAAGACAAGCUGUGGUAGCGGGUUUACGAGAGAUAACUCAGCAGUUCCAUGCUCAAAUGCUUUGAAUUCGUUCGAUAUGGAAGCAGUUGCAACUAAAAAUGGUGCACGUCGUCUAUCAGCCGAUUCAAGUAAUUUCAGUAAUAGUUCUUAUAACCUUAGCCAAAUGACGCGUAUGAGCAGCCCCAGUCAUCGUAGUCACUCUGUUUGUACGAUUGCUUCUAUAACAGCUGCUGAUGAGCAUCAGCGUGAAUGUCACAUUUGCCAAUGCUAUCGGAAAGUUUUCUCAUAACUCAACUUUAUCAGUUUACAGCAAGUUUACAGUAUCUCAUAAUAGAUAAUAAAUAUGAUCGUAUAG
Molecule: messenger RNA, 2193 nt
Organism: Rhagoletis zephyria (snowberry fruit fly)
Lineage: Eukaryota; Metazoa; Arthropoda; Insecta; Diptera; Tephritidae
Biological process (GO): spermatogenesis
Cellular component (GO): sperm head-tail coupling apparatus
Molecular function (GO): myosin light chain binding
Source: RefSeq, a predicted model, not a curated record